Molecule: messenger RNA, 2247 nt
Organism: Pochonia chlamydosporia 170
Lineage: Eukaryota; Fungi; Ascomycota; Sordariomycetes; Hypocreales; Clavicipitaceae
Product: alpha-galactosidase C precursor
Exons: 3
Coding region: 1-2247 (748 amino acids)
Biological process (GO): carbohydrate catabolic process
Molecular function (GO): alpha-galactosidase activity
Source: RefSeq, a predicted model, not a curated record
AUGCCACAGUUGCCGUCGCUUCGUAGGGUGACUACCUCGCUAGUUUUGGCUACGGGCCUGGCGUCGGCAGUGAAUGCCCAGAGCAGCUCCAAGAAACCUAUCGAGGUCGACGGGACUUCAUUUGCUCUCAAUGGCAACAAUGUUUCAUACCGUUUUCAUGUCGACAAUACAACCGGUGACCUGAUUGGAGAUCACUUUGGUGGACCGGUUGAAGGUGACACCAUUGAAGCCGAAAUUGGACCUGUACAAGGCUGGGUCGACUUGAUCGGCCGUGUUCGACGCGAGCUGCCUGAUUUGGGACGAGGCGAUUUCCGAACCCCGGCUGUUCAGAUUCGGCAAUCAGAAGGGUACACAGUCAGCGAGUUUCAGUAUCAAUCGCAUACGGUUGUGGACGGAAAACCUGCCCUCAACGGCCUACCAUCUACCUUUGGCAAGGACGCCGACGUUUCUACACUCAUUGUCCAUCUCUACGACAACUACAGCUCUGUGUCGGCAGACCUCAGCUAUUCAAUCUUUCCCAAGUAUGAUGCAAUUGUUCGAAGCGUCAACAUCACAAAUAAGGGCAAGGGCAACAUUACAGUUGAGAGACUUGCUAGUUUUAGCGUUGAUUUACCCUGGGGUGAAUAUGAUUUGAUUGAGCUCAAGGGUGAUUGGGCUCGAGAGGGCAUGAGGGUUCGGAGGAAGGUCGACUUCGGUACUCAGGGCUUCGGGAGCACGACUGGAUAUUCGUCCCAUCUACACAAUCCUUUCCUCUCACUAGUCUCGCGAACUACCACCGAGUCCCAUGGAGAGGCUUACGGGUUCUCGCUUGUUUAUACUGGAUCUUUUGCGGCCGAGGUGGAGAAGAGCUCCCAAGGACUUACCAGAGCCAUGCUGGGACUUAAUCCGUCGCAGCUGUCUUGGCCACUCGGACCGGGCGAGUCACUGCAGUCUCCCGAAUGUGUCGCAACUUUCUCUAAUACUGGUAUUGGUGGCAUGUCGCGUAAGCUGCAUAGUUUGUACCGCCAGCACCUUAUAAAGAGUAAAUACGCUACUGAGACACGGCCCGUACUCCUUAAUAGCUGGGAAGGCCUUGGAUUCAACUACAAUGCCAGUACCAUUUACCGGCUGGCCCAGCAGAGUGCUGAAUUGGGCGCGAAGCUGUUCGUGUUGGAUGACGGUUGGUUUGGCGUAAAGCACCCUCGCAUCACGGACAAUGCUGGGCUAGGAGACUGGGAAGUCAACCCCAAGCGAUUCCCGGAUGGACUCAAAGCAUUAGUCGAUAAAGUCACAGACCUAUCCGUCGGGAACUCAUCUACAAAGCUCAAAUUCGGCCUGUGGUUUGAGCCUGAAAUGGUCAAUCCCAACUCGAGUCUGUAUGAAGAACACCCGGACUGGGCACUUCACGCGGGCAAGUACCCUCGCACGUUGACCCGAAACCAGCUGGUCCUUAAUGUCGCGUUACCCGAAGUCCAGGACUUUAUUGUCGAUGCUGUGUCAAACAUUCUUAACAGCACUAAUAUUGGCUAUGUCAAAUGGGACAACAACCGUGGCAUCCAUGAGACCCCGGCACCGUAUACCGACCACCAGUACAUGCUGGGCAUGUACAAGGUCUUCGCCAGGCUCACUGAAAAAUUUCCAGACGUCAUCUGGGAAGGCUGUGCUUCAGGCGGAGGCCGAUUUGAUCCCGGCGUGCUUCAGUACUUCCCGCAGAUUUGGACUUCCGACGACACUGAUGCUGUGGAGAGAAUCCAUAUACAGUUUGGGACAUCUCUAGCAUAUCCACCGUCUGCCAUGGGUGCUCAUGUGUCUGCUACCCCAAAUUCACAGAGCGGACGCAACGAAACAAUCGAGUUUAGAGCCCAUGUCGCUAUGAUGGGCGGUUCAUUUGGCCUCGAGCUUGAUCCAGCACAUAUGCCAGCACAGGACAAGGCCAAGGUCCCGGACCUUAUCAAGCUCGCCGAGAAGGUGAAUCCUAUUGUUGUCAAAGGUGACAUGUGGCGCCUUAAUCUGCCAGAGGAGUCUGAUUACCCGGCUGCUCUUUUUGUUUCCAGUGAUGGCAAGGAUGCCGUGCUCUUCUACUUUCAGCUCAAACCUACCAUCAACAACUACUGGCCCGUAGUGCGUCUCCAAGGGUUAGAUGCCGGCGCCAUGUACAAGGUUGAUGGCAAUCAGACGGUGUCGGGUGCAACUUUGAUGAACAGAGGGGUUUCAUACCAGUUUGACGCCGGGUAUUCCAGUAAGGUUGUCUUCUUUGAGAAGCAAUAA